AUGAUCGGGAAGGGAAUGCGGCGGGAAGUCCAAUAUCUCCAAAAACAUCCUCAUAGCUCUCAAUUCCAUCCACUCUGCGAAUCAGCCCCAUUUCAGAAGCUAUUCUCCUACCCAGCAGUGGGUGGAGGUGCAGGUGUUAGGGAGUACCAGACCACGAUCGAAGGCAUCUCAGGUGGAGACCAUACUUAUGAGACCCCUUACGAAUACUAUGAAAACAUUGGCAAUGAAGUCAAUAAAGUCAAUGAAGCCACCACCACUGCCACCGCCACCCAAGAACAAACUGUGAACGUGGGCCAGGCGGUAGCAACAUCUGACGGCAUGAAGCACUUCGUGAGUGUGGAGAGUCAGCUGGGUCACACUCCUGGCAUGACCACCUGCACCUCCUGCGAACAGCAGGUCCUCACCGAGGUGCGGUACAAGAUCGGGGUCUACGCCUGGCUCAUAUGCUUAGCCUUCAUCCUCUGCGGGAUGGUGACUUGCGGUCUGCUCUGCCUUUUCAUGCCCCUCUCCUUCCUCAAGCGCUUCAAAGACGCCUACCACUCGUGCCCUAGGUGCCACCGCGUACUGCACGUGGACAAGAAGAAGUGCUGCCAGAGAGAGUAGAUUAGAGAAAGAGUAUUCAAACUACGCCCACCCAAUGCAAGUGUACUCAAGUUUAGCCUCGUAAGGGGUCCCAAAGUGUCUCCACCUUCUUCUCUUUUUGUGGUGUUUGAUGCCGGCUUGCACAAGAUGUGCGCUACUGCCAUCUACAGAGCUAUGGGAACUCCAUUUAUUUUCAACCGUAAGACUCCAAAGGUCUCCUAACCGAAGGUCUCCUAAAAGGGAAUUAAUCUGACAUCAAAUGGAUCCCGGAAAAGUAGGUGCCUGAAGUAUCUUACUCUAAUCUACUCUCUUUGGUGCUGCUCUUGACCUCUCCACCUUCAUCUUGGCUCUGGGCCUCUGGUGUUCUCUGGUGCCAGAGCAGUCAAUCCCGGGUUCAGAAAAAAAAUGCUAUGCUCCAUAUUUCUUCUGACAGAUAACAAAGUGAAGAGACUUCACUGAGUAGUUACAGUUGUGCAUCCACCCGUUUUGAAUGUCAAACAUGAAUUUCAGCUUUGAUGCUCAGGGCUGGUUGGAUGAAAUUUGUGGCAGUGUUUUCUGUCUGAAUCUGGGAUCGGCUCCUCUGGUCUGGCACACUGAGGGUGGACUAGAGAGGGAAGCGCUUGCUGUGGCUGGAGUAGUUGUUUAUUAUACUGUAGGUAAACUGAAGAAGGUUAUGGGUUAUGAAGAAGGACAGUGACUCUAAGGAUCUUGGACUCCUGGAGUAGUCCCAUGCAAAUCAGUGUCUCUCUGCCAUCUUUGUUACUGUUCGGGAUCAGGAUUUGCACUUGUUAAUCAGAGCAGGCUUGAUCUGUGUUUCAAUGUUAAUAAUAGAUUAUUAUUCGCAUUCUAUGACCUCUGAUCCGCUUCUGAUCAGGUGAUGCUUGAGAUCUUUGCUUCCGAUAGAACACUUUCAAGAACUGCAGGCUGUGCAAUAGAAAACAAAAUGUUAAGACAAGUGGAUUAAUAUUAAAAUGAAUCGGUAUGUAUUUGGUGAUGUUCAACCUGAAAGGAUGUUAUUUUGAUUUUCAUUAAUUUUUCUAUGCAUAUAAAGAA
Engraulis encrasicolus (European anchovy) is the source of this 1635-nucleotide messenger RNA. Its product is annotated as lipopolysaccharide-induced tumor necrosis factor-alpha factor homolog. Gene Ontology annotation, molecular function: zinc ion binding. Lineage: Eukaryota; Metazoa; Chordata; Actinopteri; Clupeiformes; Engraulidae. The coding region runs from base 1 to 603 and encodes 200 amino acids. The record is from RefSeq and is a predicted model, not a curated record. The transcript is spliced from 5 exons. Gene Ontology annotation, cellular component: nucleus; cytoplasmic side of lysosomal membrane; cytoplasmic side of late endosome membrane.